This is a messenger RNA of Culex quinquefasciatus (southern house mosquito), 856 nucleotides long. RefSeq lists its product as uncharacterized. The transcript is spliced from 2 exons. The coding region runs from base 16 to 447 and encodes 143 amino acids. The record is from RefSeq and is a predicted model, not a curated record. Lineage: Eukaryota; Metazoa; Arthropoda; Insecta; Diptera; Culicidae.
GCUACAACCCCAAAUAUGACCGCAUCGUCCCCCUGCCCACGUUCAACGACGAAUCUCCGAAUGUGGGUGAAUAUGGCUGAAAGAGGAAACCAGCAGUUCAGGAUUGGCGACGGCCGCCGGUUCGGUACAACCUCCGAACCUGCUGAACGACAUGUGUGCGCUGCAUUUGGAUCAAACCUACUCUAUCAGAAUCCUCAAGGUCAACCUCAACCUGCUAUGCACAAACCUGCAUCGAAAGUGCCCCAUGAUCGAUCACAGCGACAGACGGUGACGGCGAGUCCACCGCGAACGGCAGCAGUGGAACAUUGCCCUGCACGAAGCUCACCCUGGAGAAGCAUUUGCAGCGGCCUUGCGUUCCCCUUCUCCGAACGACGACCCUGCUGCAGCACUACCAUUCCGAGAUCGCCAGGCCGCACUGAGAGUCCAACCGGCUCGUGUACUACCUGAAACUGAUAACCGACUGCAUGAUCUGGAUAAGCCUAACUUGGCGAAGCCGGUACGGCGUUGGCAAUGCCCAAGCUCUAAUACAAUCAGCCGCGUGAAAUUCCCCUCAGGUAGCAGUCGACGCGUUAGUUGGUGAGGAAGCUGCAUUCCGAUUCAACGCCCCCCUCGCUCACCCUCUACAAGGAAGCCAUCAAGAAGCCAGCUGGUUUGGAGUAUCCGGUCCGUAGGUCGCAACGAAAUGGGAGUCAACCAUUCCGUUCUUGUUCUGAAGCUGAACACCGUUCUGGAAACCUGACUCAGUCCCGGACCCUUCAAACUGAUUUGGAACCUUCUGCAACUUCCCAGUAUAAGUUGGUGGAACAUUUUCAUCGCAGUCGCACCAUCACGCAGGAAAACCCAGCAAUCGCAAUAA